GCCAAACUACGAGUCUUGAUGUGUUUGAGUAGGGUUUUCUGGCGGGGGGAAGGGUUUGUCGACUGCAGUUUGAUGCAUGUACGAUGGGAUGGGCUGAGAGGCCAUCUUGCUUCUUUUAUCUUCUGGGGGAUAGUCUGGCAUAUAUUGAUUGCAUGAUACGAUGGCUGAUCGUGGCAUUGGGUUCGUUCUUCCGAGAUUUGUUUUCUGGUGGAUUAUUUGAGGCAAGGUCUCGUUGCACGGAGGAGGGCGCGAGCAAUGGCAAUGGGUCUUUUUUUUGGCUUUUUCGUACCCAACUUCAAGACUGAGAGUCUUCAUCUCCUAAACCCAUCGCCCAGUCCUCUCUUGCGAUACCGACUGCAGUCUGGCGAUGAUGUCAUCGCAGGGCUGAUGGGUCCAUGAAAUACCGUGCUCUAGCGAAACGGGACAUUCCGUCAGGACCGCCAAAUCCCCGCUGCGUCAACCGCAUACCCCACCACGACAAGACAAAAACAAAAUGCCACACCUCACACCCCCCACCAACGACACUAUCUACCUGUCGAACCUCACGCUGACAACCACCAUAGCCCCCGGCGAUGUGUGGAGCCGCGCGGGCAAGCCCACACCCGUAAUCCUCUCCCUCCGCCUCCUCCUUCCCUCGCAAGACCUCGCGCGGCCCGGCCACAGCGACAACGUCGAGCACACCAUCUCCUACGGCACCCUCGCCAAGGAGGUGACGAAAGCGAUCGCCGCUCGUGGCAGCUUCGCAUCGCUCCGCGAGUUCGCGGAGCAUGUGAGCCUUGCGUCGCUGGUCCUUGCGGGGAGGAAGGAUGUGGCCGUGGAGACGAGGAGUGUUCUCCCCGAAGGACUGCUGUUGGCCGAGGGCGUGGGCGUUGAGAUGCGACUGGUCGGCGACCCGAAGAUGAUGAGCGAGCUGGCCAACGCCGUGCUGUUCGUCGACCGCCUGAGGGUCGCCUGCGUCGUCGGCGUCAACUCCCACGAGCGCUUGCAGAAACAGUGGGUCGUCAUCAACCUCCGCCUGUGGCAGUUCCCCGAGGAGAUGUGGACUACAUAUCCCGCGGCUAUGAAGGUGGUUGUCGAUACGGUGGAGCAAUCCGAGUUCUUGACGAUCGAAACCCUGGCGACUGAGAUCGCGAGGGUGAUGUGUGUGCAGUUCGCGGUCGAAAGAAUCACGGUGGCGGUCGAGAAGCCGAGUGCCCUGACGUUUGCGAAAGGAUCGGGAGUGGAGGUUACCAGGAGUAGGAGGUUUUUUGUACAGGAGUAGAGCGUUCCCAUCUCCACGGCGAUCACAGGCAAGCCUUUUGGCUAAAAGGAUAGAUAAUACUUGGUCACCAUCAAGCUUCUGGAUGAACGGGGACGUGAACUCGGCGAAUGUGGGGUGUGUGGGGUGUGUGUGGGGUGUGGGAGUUGUGGGAGUUGUGAGCCACGGUAGUUGAAAUAUAAACUCAUCAAGAGGGUGAAGGCGUAUCCACC
Tricharina praecox is the source of this 1470-nucleotide messenger RNA. RefSeq lists its product as uncharacterized. Gene Ontology annotation, molecular function: dihydroneopterin aldolase activity. The record is from RefSeq and is a predicted model, not a curated record. Gene Ontology annotation, cellular component: cytoplasm. Gene Ontology annotation, biological process: folic acid-containing compound metabolic process. Lineage: Eukaryota; Fungi; Ascomycota; Pezizomycetes; Pezizales; Pyronemataceae. The transcript is spliced from 2 exons. Bases 494 to 1261 code for a protein of 255 amino acids.